CCUGUCCGGGGUGUACCCCGCCUCUCGCCUGUAGAACAGGCACCAGCUCCCCCGCAUCGCAGAAGAAACGAGUAAAGAAAAUGGAUGAAUGGAUGGUUAUAAUAAGACAAAAUGUGCAAAAACCUCUUAAAAAUGCUAAAAGAUUAAACUUUUCCAAGGCACCAACAAUCACAUUCCUACAUGUUCAGGACUAUUUCAGUUACACUAAAGCAAAAAAGCAUGCAGCACUAAAUAUUAAAGUUUAAAUAUUUUAGUUUUUUGGUUAGGGCUUUGAGUCUCAAUACUCUUUGACGCCUAAUGUAUUUUUAAAGUUUGAUUGUAAGCUGUCUUUUGUCAGUUCUGUCUUUUACCCUUUUUUCAAUUGCAAAAUGUUAUUAUACACACUGUAAGUCCUUGUGAAAGUGUAGGUUUUCAGAAAUACUUGAUUUUACAACAAAUAUGUUAAAAUGUGAAAAGUCAACCAUGUUUGUAAUAAAAUUGUUAAAAGUCUUUUCUUGUAACAUUCUAUCUACUGCAAUUGGAAAAUGUUUUUAAUGAUAACAAAAAGCUGAGGAAGUAAUGAAUAAAUGUGGGCUAAACUCUGGGCCCGUGUGAGGCUGAAGACCGGCCCUGGUCAUCCCUACAGGGCUGCUGCAGGUGUGGCUUUGAUCUAAGUGUCAAUAUUUACAGGUCGAUGUAAUAAAGCUGCAUUCAAAUCGCUGCCAUCCUGUUGGCCCUUAAUAAUAUGGCUACUUUCAGCCAAUGAGCGACAAGCCCGCAGAGAUCAAAGAGGAGACGAGCCAACCACCUUUUCUCCAAGCAGCCAUCCAGCCAUGGAUCCGCUGAACAGCCUAUAUAUUCAGGAAUUCAUCCUGGGAAACAAAACAGCUAACGUUCUUAUAUCCACCCUCAUAGACAGUUAUUCUCAGCCCUGGAGCUGUUUGACCUGAUGGCGACUGGCGCUGGUGAGUGUCCCAGCAAGGCCGCUCAGUACCGGGUGGAUCACCUCCUCAGUGCGGUGGAGAGUGAGCUGCAGGCCGGCAGCGAGAAGGGAGAUCCCACCGAGAGGGACCUGAAAGUGUCCCUUGAUGAACAGGAGCUGUGGCAAAAAUUUAAGGACCUCACAAACGAGAUGAUAGUUACAAAGAACGGCAGGCGAAUGUUCCCGGUUCUGAAAAUAAAUGUCUCCGGACUGGACCCAAACGCCAUGUAUUCUUUCUUGCUGGACUUUAUAUCAGCGGACAACCAUAGGUGGAAGUACGUGAAUGGGGAGUGGGUGCCGGGAGGUAAACCCGAACCCCAGACUCCCAGCUGCGUGUACAUCCACCCAGACUCCCCAAACUUCGGGGCUCACUGGAUGAAGGCUCCGGUCUCCUUCAGCAAAGUCAAACUCACCAACAAGCUCAACGGCGGAGGUCAGAUUAUGUUAAACUCUUUGCACAAAUACGAGCCACGCAUCCACAUCAUUAGGGUUGGAGGCCCAAGAAGAAUGAUCACCAGCCACUCCUUCCCAGAGACACAGUUCAUUGCAGUAACAGCUUACCAAAAUGAAGAGAUAACAGCUCUAAAGAUAAAGUACAACCCUUUUGCCAAGGCCUUUCUAGAUGCAAAAGAAAGGAAUGAUAACAAAGAUAUGAGGGAAGAAGCAAAUGAAAACCCCCAUUCUGGCUACUCUCAGCUGGGCAGCUGGUUUAUUCACAGCACGGGAAGCCUGUGCCCCCCCACCAGUCCUCAUAGUCAGUUUGGGAGUCCCAUCGCCCUCUCGCCCUCCCACGGCUGUGAGCGUUAUUCCAAUCUGAGGAACCACCGCUCUGCUCCCUACAGCAGCCCAUACACUCAUCGGACCAAUUCCCCUACUGGCUACUCAGAUAACUCAUCAAGCUGCUUGUCGAUGCUCCCCAGCCACGAUAACUGGUCCAGUCUGCAGAUGCCAACCCACUCAAGCAUGAUGCCCAUGGCCCACAACUCCUCCUCUGGAGCCAACUCAAGUCAGUACACUAGCCUAUGGUCUGUGAGUAACUCCCCAGUGUCCCAGAGUGGGGGGUUAAACAGCUGCCUGGGGUCCCAGUUCUUCCGGGGAUCAUCCGGCCACUAUCCCAGCAUGCCUCACUCUGCCACAGUGCCCCCCUCUGGCUCUCCCAUGUAUGACACCAGCUCAGCCACAGAGGUGCAGGAUGCUGCUCAGUAUGAAGCCUCACCCCAUGGACGGCUGCCCUCAGCUUGGACCCCUGUUACGCCUCCAUCCCUUUGAUUAGAGUAUCUGAGGAUUGAUUGAGACCUUCUCUCAAGGACAUUUGAGCUCUUCUUACUCUAAGGAUGAAUAUACUUCCAGGCCUUUUUAAACACUCAUUUGAUUGGUGUGGAGUAUUUCAGGGUGUUCUUUCUCCUGAAACAGGUGAUAUAAGAAAAACCAGCAGAGGUCUAAACAAAUCUCUGUUUAUUUCUAAAGAACAAAAUGUUUUUUUUAAUUAUUAGUUGAUCAGUUUGAUCUGCUUAUAUUAAGCAUAACAUUGAGAGCAGGAACUCAUAAAGCUCUAUUAAUAUGAAUUAGAAAUUAAAAAUGUUUAUAAUGUAAAUGAGAGAUCAGUUUAGGCUAAAUAAAUGGUUUUUUUGUUUGUUUUUUUAGCAAAUGUUGCCUUUUUAGAAGCUAUGGUUCAAAGAGAAAUAAUAAUUUUCUGCUUUUCAUAUCAUUAAAAGUCCACUUUGUUUAAAAGUC
Molecule: messenger RNA, 2695 nt
Organism: Girardinichthys multiradiatus
Lineage: Eukaryota; Metazoa; Chordata; Actinopteri; Cyprinodontiformes; Goodeidae
Gene: tbxtb
Product: T-box transcription factor Tb
Exons: 8
Coding region: 929-2230 (433 amino acids)
Biological process (GO): mesoderm formation; somitogenesis; positive regulation of DNA-templated transcription
Cellular component (GO): nucleus
Molecular function (GO): RNA polymerase II cis-regulatory region sequence-specific DNA binding; DNA-binding transcription factor activity, RNA polymerase II-specific
Source: RefSeq, a predicted model, not a curated record